Molecule: messenger RNA, 1790 nt
Organism: Eupeodes corollae
Lineage: Eukaryota; Metazoa; Arthropoda; Insecta; Diptera; Syrphidae
Product: vanin-like protein 2
Exons: 4
Coding region: 160-1743 (527 amino acids)
Molecular function (GO): hydrolase activity, acting on carbon-nitrogen (but not peptide) bonds, in linear amides
Source: RefSeq, a predicted model, not a curated record
CUAGUUACGAUAAAAACAUUAACUUAUUGUUUUGUUGCAAUAUUAAGUAGUAGUAAAGAUAAAAAUCGCAAUGUACAAAUUGAUUAUAAACUGAUUUCACAGUAUAAUAGUAGUAACAAAUAUUUUGUUCAGUUGUAGUUUCUUGUUCAAUCGUUAAAGAUGAUCGUGGGUGAAUUUAUAUUAAUUUUUAUAGCGAGCUUUGCUGUUUAUUCGCGACAGACUUCAACUCCACAACUGCCCUUCUACACAGCUGGGGUGGUGGAAUUUAAGGGUGCGUCAAGUACUUUAGAUGAUUUGGAACAAGUCAAUAACAAUUUGGCUGCGUACCUUGAGAUAAUAUCAUCACAAGAGGCAGCAGAAACCGAUAUAAUAGCCUUUCCUGAAGGAACUCUAAACAGCGCCCUACAAUCCACAUUUGUUCCUGAUCCAAAACUCAACAUAACUCCUUGUAACCAGACUCAAUAUGCCUAUUUUCUGCAGAAACUUUCAUGUCAAGCUAAGAUUUCAAAAAAAUAUGUCGUCGUUAACUUAGUUGAAAAAGAAAACUGCACAGCCGAAUCACAGAUAGCAAAUAAGGAUCCUAGACGCUGCGCGAGUUAUGGACUAAAUCAAUAUAAUACAAAUGUGGUAUUUGAUCGGAAUGGAGUAAUUGUCUCUCGUUAUAGAAAAUUCAAUCUAUAUUAUGAACCUUGGAAUGUUACUCUUAGACCAGAGUAUGGACAAUUUACCACUGAUUUCGGUGUCAAGUUUGGGCACUUUGUCUGUUUUGACAUACUUUUCUAUACUCCAACUACGGAGCUCAUAAAGUCGAAUAUAACGGAUUUUAUAUUUACAACUAAGUGGUUUUCGGAACUUCCCUUUUUAACAGCUGUUCAAUAUCAGCAAUCAUGGGCUUACUCAUAUGAUGUGAACCUGCUAGCCGCGGGUGCUAGUAAUCCUUCUACCGGUAAUACUGGCUCCGGGAUCUACCUUGGCAAAAAAGGUGCUCUGCUGUCUGUAAUGAAAAGUACCCCAGAACGAAAAUUAUACGUUGCUCGAGUGCCUAAGAAAGGUUUUCCAGGGUCAAAUUCAAUACCAGUGCAAAACCUUCAAAUUAGAAAUAAGCGUGCAACAACAAGUUCCAUUAACAAUCUACUCGUCAAACGAGACAGAAGAAUAGAUUCCUUUAUUACUGUUCCAUUAAAUACGUCUACUCAACACGUUCAGCUCUGUUACAGAGAUUUAUGCUGCAACUUUAAUUAUAAGACUACAUUAUUGAAACCACCGGCAAACUCCUUGUCUUACCAAUAUCGCUUGGCAGUGUUUGAUGGAGACCGCAUUUAUCCGGGGAUAGAUCCAUUAGGGUGGUCCGUGUGUUCAGUUAUGGCUUGCAUCAAUAACACCUUGGAAGGAUGUGGUUUGGGUUUCAAUGAAACAGUAAGAGUUAGUCCACAACUAAGGUUCGAUCACAUUUUGAUUGAAGCCAAUUUUACCAAGACUGAAAAUAAUUUAUUAAUGCCAAAUAGCGUUGAUGAGAGUCUGAUGCCUUUGGGGAUAGAGAGUUUUCGUUUUAAUAUUUCAGAUGCUGGAUAUAAGAAUAUCGCACGUUUCGAACUUCUAAAACCAAGAGACGAUCUGAUACAGUUUGGAAUCUAUGUAAGCUUCUUCGGAGAAAGGUCUUCCACAUCACAUUUAACUCAAAUAUCUAACAACCUCCUAAUAUUAUGUUCAUUAUUUAUUGUAUUUAAACUUAAAAACUUAUAGUUUACACAUUAAUAAAUUGAUACAAAUUCUCAAACUCCUUGACAAAA